AUGGAAAAAGAGUUAGUUAGAACUCGUUUUGCUCCUAGCCCAACCGGAGAAUUACACGUCGGGGGAGCUCGGACAGCUCUUUUCUGCUAUCUUUUUGCCAAGAACCACUAUGGGCAAUUUAUUCUCCGUAUUGAGGACACCGAUACUAAAAGAAAUCAGGAGGGAUUUGUUAACAGUCUAUACCAAGACUUACUAUGGUUAGGAAUAAAACCUGAUGAAACAAUUUUCCAGCCUGGUGCUUAUGGACCUUAUCGGCAAACGCAAAGAUUAGACAUUUACAAAAAUUAUAUUAACAAAUUAAUUGAAGAAAAAAAGGUUUAUUAUUGUUUCUGUUCACCCGAAGAAUUAGCCCAAGAAAAAGAAGAAUACAUAAAAAAAACUCGAAGAAGUAACUAUCAAUACUCAAGGAAAUGCUUAAAAAGGUCAGGAAGUGAAGUCCAUUCCUUUCUCCAAAAAAAAAUUCCUUAUGUGCUACGCUUGAAAGUUUCCCAAGAAAAAAAUUAUUCUUUUCGCGAUUUAGUGAGAGGAGAAGUAGUUUUUCAAGGUCAAGACAUUGAGGAUUUUGUCCUUUUUCGGCAAAACGGCAUCCCUAAUUACAACUUUGUUUGCGCUGUUGACGACUAUUUAAUGAAAAUUAGUCAUGUUUUACGAGGCGAAGAGCAUUUAUCUAACACGGGGAAACAAUUAGUCAAAAGUAUACUUGCUGAUUUAACUCUGAACGAGAAAAACGGGAAUGAAUUAAGCAGGACUUUUCAGAUUCGGAAAAGUGAUGACGAAAAAAAGUUACUUAUCAGCGGACUAUCAGAAGAAGACGUAUAUAAAAUAGACUGGCAAGCAGGCGCUAAAAAGCCUAUUCCUUAUACCACCACUACUGACCUACAAUGGCACGAGAUCAAAGACAAACCAAUAGAGUUUGAAGGUCUUCCUGAAAUAAAGGAAGAUAUAAGAAUACCCAAAACUAAACUUGAUAUUGAAAAUUCAGGCGACCUUUUCGCCGAAAGCGCCACUGUUCCUAAAGGAGUCCUAUUAGUUGGACCGCCAGGCAAUGGAAAAACUUUGUUAGCUAAAGCAUUAGCAGGAGAAUGCAAAUUACCUUUCAUCUUUCGUUCAGGAUCAGACUUUGAAGAGAUGGUAGUUGGACUAGGCUCACGUCGGGUGCGCGAACUUUUUCAACAAGCCCGUAACUACCAGCAAGGCUGCAUUAUUUUUAUUGACGAGAUCGAUUCGAUCGGUCGCAAGCGCUAUUCAGGAAAUAACCAUGCCGAACUUACCCUCAAUCAAUUGUUAAAUGAAUUAGAUGGCUUUCGUCCACGAGAAAAUAUUAUUAUUCUAGCUGCCACCAAUUCCUUAAAUGUUUUAGAUAGUGCACUAUUGCGUCCCGGGCGUUUUGAUCGCCAAAUCUACAUCCCCUUACCAAAUCAAAAAGGACGCCGGGAAAUCAUUAUUUUAAAAAUUCGAAAAUUAUCUUUAAGCAAAGACUUUGAUUUAGAAGAAGUCAUAGCAUUGACUAAAGGACUAAGUGGAGCACAAAUAGUAAAUAUGCUAAACGAAGCUUCAAUUUUGAGCAUCCGUCAAGGAAAAAGAGCAAUUGAUCAAGAGAUGAUCUUUGAAGCUUAUGACCGAGUGCUGAUGGGCCCUUCAUUAAGUAGCCAAAAUCUCACCCCCCAAAAGAAAAAAAUAGUUGCUUACCACGAAGCUGGACAUGCCAUUAUUGGAGCAAGUUUACCUGAAACUAAAGUAAGAAAGAUUACUAUUAUUCCUCGUUUAAUGGCGGGUGGAGGUCGUGCCAGCGAAGAACUAAUUUUUGGAGCUGAAAAUGUCACAGUCGGUGCUUAUGAUGAUUUUAAGAAAGCUUCCGAAAUAAUUCGCGAGCUAAUCUUUAGUUACGGAAUGUCUGACUUAGGAAUUAUUCCUACCCAAGAAUCCUUUUUCAAAAGCGAAGAAAUUGCUACUGAGUUACCUGAAACCUCUAAACAAAAAAUUGAAGCAGAAAGAGAAAAAAUCCUCAAUCAAUGCUGGAAAAAAGUUAAAACCAUGCUUCGACAAAAGAAGAAAACCUUAUCGUUGCUAGCUGAACAAACUACGGAAUACGCUAACGAAUUGGAAAAAAAAGGAAAUUUAAAAGAAAGUUCUAGAAUUAGGGAAAAAAACUAUCCUAUUACUAUUCUCUUCAGAAACAAUGUCAAUGAAGCAAGCCUAGAAAAAUAUCCCCAAGAAAUAGACUACUAUUUAUUAAGUGAUAGGGAAAAAAUAGGCGCUUUGGGCAGCGAGAUAAAAACACUAGAAGUUCAAAUCAAUGAAAAUCCAGAAAUAGAAAACUUAGCAGCAAAACUACAACGAAAAAAUAAUUUAACAAAAAGGCAAAUUUUCCCUCGCGAUCAAAUGAUUCUUCUUCGUCUUCAUUCAACUACCGAAGAAAGCCGUGAAAAGGCCUUGAAAUUACUGGAAAAUUUUUCGCCGGCCUUUACUCAUAGUUCUUAUCUCAACGAAAAUAAUUUAGAGAAAUUGGUUUCUUAUGAAACAUUAGAAUUUUUAGGGGAUAGCAUAUUAAACUUUUAUGUUAGUUUGUUUAUUUACCAAACUUUUCCCGAGUAUUCCGAAGGAAAGAUGAGUAAGUUAAAACAGUUGAUGAUUCAAGAAAGUACCUUAGCUUACCUCAGUAGAAAAAUUAAUCUAGGAGAGUUUCUUCGUUUAGGAACUGGAGAAAAGAAAAAUCAUGGAGAUGAUAAAGAUAGUAUAUUAGCCGAUAUAUUCGAAUCUUUUAUCGCCUCUCUUUACCUAGAAAAAGGGGAAAAGAGAACUAAACACCAGCAAUUAUUUGUGGUCGAAGCAAUUUUAGAAGACCGAUCCUGGAGAGAAAAUAAUCAAAUUACUAAAAAAAAAAUAGUCUUCCAGGAAAGCGGAAUAGGAAAAACUAAAAAAGAAGCCGAACAAGAAGCAGCAGCAAAAAUACUGGCUAAAAUAAAAAGGAACCUUUUGAGUGAAGAGGGGCAAAAGAACGCAGAGAAAGUCAAAAAAAUUAAAGAAGCGACUACUUUACUAGAAAAGGAGUUAAACUCACUAGAAAAGGAGUUAAAUGACUUGAUCAACCAACUCCCCAACCCACCUGCUUCUAACACUCCCACUAAUGAAGAAGGAAAUAGAAUUAUUGAUAAUACUAAAUAUCAGCACCAUAUUCAACACAAUUCAACUCACGAAGAAAUAUUAAACAAACUAAAAUUAAUUGACGAGGAAAAAAAUAUACUCCUUUCUGGUAGUAAAUUUGCCGUUUAUCAAGGUUUAGGUAGUAAACUAUUACAUGCCCUUAUCAACUUUAUGCGAACAGAAAAUAGCAAGCGUGGCUACCAAUUAUUUGACAUACCCUAUUUAGUAAAUGAUCACAACCCUUAUAACACAGGUCAAUUACCGAAGUUUAAAGAAGACAUUUAUAAAGUAGAAAAUAGUAGAUUUUAUCUAAUCCCCACUGCCGAAGUAAGUUUGGUUAACCUUUAUCAAAAUCAAAUUUUAACUGAAGGAGAACUGCCUUUGAAUUUAUGCGCUUAUAGUCCUUGUUUUCGGGCCGAGGCCGGAGCUGCAGGACAAGAAAAUAAAGGUUUAAUUCGUUUACACCAAUUUCACAAAGUAGAAUUAGUAAAAAUUACUAAACCAGAAAAAUCAUACCAAGCGUUAGAAAAAUUAGUAGAAGAUGCACGAAAUAUUCUCCACUUACUAAAAAUCACCCACCGGAUAAUCGAACUGUGCCACGCUGAAUUAGGAUUUAGCGCGGCUAAAACUUAUGAUAUUGAAGUUUGA
Messenger RNA from Ambispora leptoticha, 3792 nucleotides. NCBI's taxonomy places the organism in Eukaryota, Fungi, Glomeromycota, Glomeromycetes, Archaeosporales, Ambisporaceae. The record is from the annotation of a GenBank genome assembly.